UAGAAAAUCUGUGGGGUUGAGAGCGAUAGAAAGACAGAGAGUGGAGCCGCGAGACGGGGACAUAUAUCUAAGGAGACACAGACAGAUACACGGAGGCUUAACGAGGAGACAGUACAGGACAGCUGCUGACAUGGACGUGCCAGUUUGACCAGCUUCACACACAGUCUCUCCAACAGGUCCACCGCAGCCGCGAGCAUGUCGACGGUAGAAGGAGCCGGCCAGCGCGAGGAAGGGGAGUACGGAAGGGCGGCAAAGCGGCAGAAAACGGAGGAGAGGGAGGCGGAGGAGAGAGAGGAGGGCGAAGAGGAGCUGGAGGAGGGGGAGGAUUCGGACUCCGGCUCCCUGCCCGGUAACGGAGAGACAGCGGUGGAGAGUCGGGCCCGGUGGAGCGCCAGCCAAUACGGAGCAGGACGGAGGGAUAAUGGCGAUGACUCCCAUCGGAUCUCUCCCAGCCCUGUGGUCCACGUCAGAGGUCUGUGUGAGGCAGUGGUGGAAGCAGACCUGAUAGAUGCCCUGGAGAAGUUUGGACCAAUAUGUUAUGUGAUGAUGAUGCCAUUCAAGCGUCAGGCACUUGUGGAGUUCUCUGCAGUGGAGAGUGCUGACCGCUGUGUUUCCUGUGGAGCCAAGGAGCCUGUAUACAUCGCAGGCCAACAGGCGUACUUUAAUUACUCCACAUCCAAGAGAAUCACCAGGCCGACCAACGCUGACAACCCCAACAGUGGCAACAAGGUCCUCCUGCUGUCCAUACAGAACCCCCUGUACCCCAUAACCACGGAUGUUCUGUACACAGUGUGUAAUCCCAUCGGCAGUGUGCUGAGGAUCGUCAUCUUUAAACGAAAUGGAAUUCAGGCCAUGGUGGAGUUUGAAUCCGUUCAGUGUGCUCAGAAGGCCAAAGCUGCUCUGAACGGAGCUGACAUCUACGCUGGUUGCUGUACACUCAAGAUUGAAUAUGCAAGACCAACACGUCUGAACGUGAUUAAGAAUGACAACGAGAGCUGGGACUACACAAAGCCAUACCUGGUCAGACGAGACCGUGGAAAGGGCAGGCAGAGACAGGCCAUUUUAGGAGAACACCCAUCAUCCUACAGUGAGAACGGCUAUGGUCAACCCUGCCCCCUGCUGCCUCUUCCGGGGAACAGCAGGUACAAGCUCGCCUCAGUGGACGUUCCAGACAUGGUGUCCUACCCUCUGCCCCAGUCCUCCUCCUCCUACUCUGCCCAUGCCCCCAGCUCUGUUGCCAUGGUGAGCGGCCUCCAUCCAUCCAAGAUGAACUGCACCCGCAUCUUCAACCUCUUCUGCCUGUAUGGCAACAUUGAGAAGGUAAAGUUUAUGAAGAGUGUUCCUGGUACUGCGUUGGUUGAGAUGGGAGAUGAGUAUGCUGUGGACAGAGCCAUCACACACCUCAACAGCAUCAAGGUGUUUGGCAAAAGACUCAAUGUCUGGUGA
Messenger RNA from Micropterus dolomieu (smallmouth bass), 1446 nucleotides. Its product is annotated as heterogeneous nuclear ribonucleoprotein L-like. NCBI's taxonomy places the organism in Eukaryota, Metazoa, Chordata, Actinopteri, Centrarchiformes, Centrarchidae. Gene Ontology annotation, cellular component: nucleus. Gene Ontology annotation, biological process: mRNA processing; regulation of RNA splicing. The transcript has 10 exons. The record is from RefSeq and is a predicted model, not a curated record. Bases 196 to 1446 code for a protein of 416 amino acids. Gene Ontology annotation, molecular function: mRNA binding.